AUGUCUUCAGCUAAGAAGCAGCUCAUAAUCAAUGCGUUUGCUAUGCAUUCGCCCAGUCAUCUCAACCCAGGACUGUUCCGAUACCCAAUAGACCAAGGUGCAGACUACAAAGACAUCAAACACUGGAUUGCGCUCGCAAAAAAGCUUGAGGAUGCCAAAUUCCACGCCAUCUUUUUCGCCGAUGUCCUGGGAGGCUACGAUGUUUACAGAGGUCCCGCCAAUCUAGACCCGACUAUUCCAGCCGGCGCCCAAUUCCCCAUCAACGACCCUCUCUACAGCGUCCCGGCCAUGGCAGCCGCUACGGAAAGCAUUGGCUUCGGUGUAACCGCCUCAACAACCUACGACUCCCCCUACGCCCUGGCAAGACGCUUCUCAACCGUCGAUCACCUCAGCAGCGGGCGUAUCGGCUGGAACAUCGUUACCUCAUACCUUGACUCCGCGGCUCGCAACUUCGGUCUCGAUACCCAAGUCGAGCAUGAUGAGCGCUAUCGCAUCGCAGACGAGUACCUUGACGUCACUUACAAGUUGUGGGAGGCAUCUUGGAGAGACGACGCCGUCACUUGGAGACAAGGCAUCCAGAGCAAGACACAGGGAUACGCGGAUCCAAAGGCUGUCCGCCAGAUUAAUCACAAGGGCAAAUACUUCCAAGUGCCGGGUCCUCAUCUCUGCGAGCCAAGUCCCCAGCGGACGCCGUUCAUCUUACAGGCUGGCACAUCAACCGCCGGCAAGGCCUUUGCAGCCAAGCACGCCGAGGCUGUCUUCCUGCAUGCGCAGAAGCCCGAGCUUGUCAGACCUUCCGUCGACAGUAUCAGGCAGCAGGCGGCGGAGAUUGGCCGCGAUCCGCAAGAAAUCAAGAUUAUUGCGGGUGCGCUGGUCAUCGUCGGUGAGACGGACGAGGCGGCGCAGGCCAAGUUCGAUGAGCUGAAGACGUACGGCGAUCGGGAAGGGGCACUUGCUCUCUUCGGUGGCUGGACUGGAUACGAUCUGUCGACUUACUCUGACGAUCAGGACUUCCGCUUUGUGGAACAGCCUGCUGUUCGGAGUAUGGUGAACCACUGGGCGAGUACGGUUCCUGGAACUGAGGGCCAGAAAUGGGACAAGAGGACCAUUGCUGAGUACUUGACUCUUGGUGGUAACGGAGUGAAGAUCAUUGGUAGUGUACAGACCGUUGCUGAUGAAUUGGAGCGAUGGGUUAGCGUUGGUGAUGUUGAUGGGUUCAACUUCAGCUAUGCUAGUCUGCCGGAUACCUUUGACGAUGUCAUCCGUCUGUUGCUGCCGGAAUUGCAGCGCCGUGGAAUCUUCUGGUCGGACUAUGCUGUCAAGGGUGGAACUUUCCGCGAGAACAUGUACGGGAAGAAGGGUCAGAACAGGCUCCCUGAGGCGCAUCCUGGUGCCAAGUUCUUCUGGAAAGCGGGCGAAGAGGUGCCUCCUUAUGCAUUAGCAGAGUCAAAGUAG
This is a messenger RNA of Penicillium soppii, 1455 nucleotides long. RefSeq names its product LLM class flavin-dependent oxidoreductase. The record is from RefSeq and is a predicted model, not a curated record. Bases 1 to 1455 code for a protein of 484 amino acids. Lineage: Eukaryota; Fungi; Ascomycota; Eurotiomycetes; Eurotiales; Aspergillaceae. Gene Ontology annotation, molecular function: monooxygenase activity; oxidoreductase activity, acting on paired donors, with incorporation or reduction of molecular oxygen. The transcript has a single exon.